CGUCACUCGAGUGCCAUACUAAACAUUGCACAAUGUUUAAAAAUACAUAUCAAAAUGGCUUGUUAUCAAUAUUUUACAGUUGCGGUUCAAACCCAUUAGCAAUAUGGGAUAUGGAAGUACAAAAUGGCCACAUAAAGCGAUUAACAGAUACGGAAGUGAACUCCAUAGUCCUAGAAAUAGUGAGUACGAAUGUUGCAACCACAUUUAUCACUUGUCCGAAGGGAAAUCAAGUAUUGGGAAUUAAAUUACCAUUCCUUGUUAUGAUAGUGAAAAAUUUGAAGCGAUAUUUUUCAUUCGAAAUCACUAUUCUCGAUGACAAGAAUCUGAGGAGGCGAUUUAGAAUUUCAAACUUUCAAUCAACGACGAAAAUCAAACCUUUCUGUACGAGCAUGCCGAUCGGGCUGUCGGGAGGCUGGAAUCAGAUUCAGUUCAAUUUAGCUGAUUUUACAAGGCGGGCAUAUGGGACACAGUUUAUUGAAACCCUACGCGUGCAAAUUCAUGCUAAUACUCGAUUAAGGAGGAUUUACUUUAGCGAAAGAUUAUACUCGGAGGAUGAGUUGCCUCAGGAUUACAAACUCUAUUUGCCGUUAGAGCGGAAGCAGAAGAAAGGUAAGGUGGGGAAGAAAGACGAAGCGCCACCACCGCCACCCCCACCAGAUAAAGCUGCGCCUAUUCCUCCUGUGGUGGAAGAAAUUAAGCCACCGGUUGCUUCUGAGACACCAAAAGAGGAAGCACCAGAGACUCCAGCCCCCGUAACUCCAGCCACGCCUGAGCCAGAAGAUAUAAAGCAAGAGCCGAUCGAAUCUCCUGCACCUGAAGAGCAACCUGCUACCGAGCCUGAUGCAGCCCCAGAGGCCGCAGGAGAAGCUCCAGCAGAAACUGAAGAGGCCCCAGAAGCACCAUCUGAAGCCCCAGCCGAAGAGCCAGCCGUAGCGGAGGAGUAAAUUAGUUUUAUAGAAAGGUCUCUUUUAUUAAUUAUCUUUCUUUGUACUUACUGUGUAUCUACUUCGAUAUAUUAUAUUUCUUGAAAGUUUUA
This is a messenger RNA of Pieris brassicae (large cabbage white), 1036 nucleotides long. RefSeq names its product cilia- and flagella-associated protein 20-like. NCBI's taxonomy places the organism in Eukaryota, Metazoa, Arthropoda, Insecta, Lepidoptera, Pieridae. The coding region runs from base 33 to 944 and encodes 303 amino acids. The transcript has a single exon. Gene Ontology annotation, cellular component: motile cilium; ciliary basal body. The record is from RefSeq and is a predicted model, not a curated record. Gene Ontology annotation, biological process: positive regulation of cell motility; regulation of cilium beat frequency involved in ciliary motility; cilium assembly.